CAACCCCUUCUCCUUCCCUCCGCCUUCGCUUUUUCCUUUUCUUCUCCUUUCCUCUCUCCUUCCCCGCCAUGCCUUGCGAUCCUUCUGCCUAGAGAGAAGGAAGACGAAGAGAGACCUCGUAGAGAGAGAAGCGAGAAGAUUAAAUAUAUUUAGAGAGAGAGAGAGAGGAAGGGAGGGAGGAAAAAGAAUAGGUGAUGGGGAAUUGCUUCGGUUCUCAGGUGAAGUCUCUAAGUCCGACGACAACGAGAUCACUCAGUCCAGGGCCAACAUCAAAGACCAGUAUUAGCACCAGCACCACAACUGGGAAGUUGUCAAGCAUCAGCAGUGCCACCUUUGGGCAGUCUAUUGGCAGUAGUGUAAGCCUUGGUGAGGCUUCUCCGGAGGGUCGGAUCCUGGAGGUACCAAACCUUCGAAUCUUUACUUUUGCUGAAUUGAAGGGUGCCACGAGGAAUUUUAAGCCCGACACGGUUCUAGGGGAAGGUGGAUUUGGGAGAGUGUAUAAGGGAUGGGUGGAUGAGAAGACUCUGAACCCAGCAAAGAGUGGGAUGGGGAUGGUUGUUGCUGUGAAGAAACUGAACCCUGAGAGCAUGCAAGGGUUGGAGGAGUGGCAGUCUGAAGUGAAUUUCCUGGGGAGGUUAUCACAUCCCAAUCUCGUCAAGCUCUUGGGCUAUUGCUGGGAGGACAAGGAGCUCCUUCUUGUGUAUGAAUUCCUGAUAAAGGGCAGCCUAGAGAAUCACCUCUUUCGAAGAGGAGCAGCUUAUGAGCCACUCUCUUGGAGCCUGAGGCUGAAGAUCGCCAUAGGUGCAGCACGUGGGCUUGCAUUCUUACAUACAUCAGAUAAAAAGGUCAUUUACCGAGACUUCAAGGCUUCCAAUAUCCUCCUCGACUCGAACUACAAUCCCAAGCUUUCUGACUUCGGAUUGGCAAAACAUGGGCCAACUGGUGGAGACUCGCAUGUCACCACACGGGUGAUGGGCACCUACGGAUAUGCAGCUCCAGAGUAUGUUGCCACUGGACAUCUUUAUGUGAAGAGUGAUGUUUAUGGUUUCGGAGUCGUGUUACUGGAGAUGCUCUCUGGUCAGCGAGCGCUUGAUACUAAUCGUCCGAGUGGGCAACAUAAUUUGGUUGAUUGGGCUAAACCAUACUUAGCUGAUCGUAGAAAGCUGGCAAGGUUGAUGGAUCCGCGGCUUGAGGGACAGUACCCCUCCAAAGGAGCUUUUCAGGCUGCUCAGCUUACACUGAAGUGUCUUGGUGGUGAACCUAAAAGCCGGCCAUCUAUGAAGGAAGUUUUGGAAACAUUGGAGCAGAUAGAGGCCAUGAAAGGCAGGUCGAGGGAGUCUAAGUCUAAAGAUGGCUCCCACCAGCAUGCUACUCCCAACAAUGGCCAGAUUCCAUCAAAGCCCCGAUCCCCACUUAAGUCGAGACAUGAUGGUGUUGAGUAUGGCAUGCGGGCCAACCACCACACUCAUAGAGUAAGUUAACAGAAGCUUUGAUCUGAUUAGUUAUGUAGACCAACAUCAUUUUUGUCUAUUGUAAUCCUAAUGAUUGUAGAUUCUUUCUAGGGUUUGAGGAUGUUGUGAUGAUUUGUAUGGACAAACUGAAAGUGUUCUGAUUCAUGAAAUGAGAAUAUCAUCUUUUAUACUGGAACAACAUAUUUUUUAAGAUAAAUAUAUAGAAAAAUGAAGAGGAGUGACUUCUAUUUCCA
Messenger RNA from Elaeis guineensis (African oil palm), 1705 nucleotides. Its product is annotated as probable serine/threonine-protein kinase PIX13. Lineage: Eukaryota; Viridiplantae; Streptophyta; Magnoliopsida; Arecales; Arecaceae. Gene Ontology annotation, molecular function: protein kinase activity; ATP binding. Gene Ontology annotation, biological process: protein phosphorylation. The record is from RefSeq and is a predicted model, not a curated record.